GCUUGCACACACCCUAACCUUUUCAAUGGGACACGCGCUCUCUCUCCCUCCCCACUUCCUUUUCUACCACUUUCACUUUAAGCUCAGUCAGUAGCAGAACUCAAAAUCAAUCCCAUUUCCUUUCCUUCACGAUGCUCUCUCUCCUCUCAUUUCUUUCUCUCCUCGCCAUUGCAACUUCUUCUUCAACUAAUGAGCAACCUAGAACCUUCAUUGUCCAAGUCCAGCAUGACUCAAACCCCUUAAUUUUCCCCACCCACCAGCAAUGGUACGCUUCCUCUCUAUCCUCCAUUUCCCCUGGCACCGCUCCCCUUUUACUCCACAUUUACGACACCGUUUUCCAUGGCUUCUCUGCCAAACUUUCCCUUACUGAAGCUCUCAAGCUCCAGGCUCUCCCUCAUAUCAUUGCUGUCAUCCCUGAACGAGUGCGUCACGUGCAUACCACGCGCUCCCCUCAAUUCCUCGGCUUGAAAACAACCGACGGAGUUGGUUUGCUCAAAGAGUCGGAUUUUGGGUCCGAUCUUGUGAUCGGAGUUGUCGACACGGGUAUUUGGCCUGAACGGCAGAGCUUCAAUGACCGGGAUUUGGGUCCUGUCCCGUCAAGAUGGAAAGGGGUUUGUGCUAGUGGCAAAGACUUCGCUCCAAGUUCUUGUAAUAGAAAGUUAAUAGGAGCUCGCUAUUUCUGCAAAGGAUACGAGGCAACAAACGGUAAAAUGAAUGAAACGACCGAGUACCGGUCGCCACGUGACUCUGAUGGCCACGGCACUCACACUGCUUCCAUUGCUGCCGGAAGAUACGUGUUUCCGGCAUCAACAUUUGGGUAUGCACGUGGGGUUGCUGCAGGAAUGGCACCAAAAGCUAGACUUGCUGCUUAUAAGGUUUGUUGGAAUGCCGGUUGUUAUGAUUCCGACAUUUUAGCUGCAUUUGAUGCUGCUGUUUCUGAUGGGGUUGAUGUUAUUUCGUUAAGUGUUGGAGGCGUUGUAGUGCCUUAUUAUUUAGAUGCCAUUGCAAUUGGGUCUUUUGGAGCGGUGGAUCGUGGGGUUUUUGUAUCAGCUAGUGCUGGGAACGGUGGACCUGGAGGUUUAACUGUUACUAAUGUAGCUCCAUGGGUAACUACUGUUGGUGCUGGGACGAUUGAUAGGGAUUUUCCGGCUGAUGUUAAGCUUGGAAACGGGAAAGUGAUUUCUGGUGUAAGUCUUUAUGGUGGGCCAGGUCUGGCUCCAGGGAAGAUGUAUCCAGUGGUUUAUGCUGGGAGUAGUGGAGGUGGAGACGAGUAUUCUAGCUCAUUGUGUUUAGACGGUUCUUUAGAUCCCAAGUUGGUUGAAGGGAAAAUUGUGUUAUGUGAUAGAGGGAUUAAUUCAAGGGCUGCUAAAGGUGAGGUUGUGAAGAAAGCUGGAGGGGUUGGGAUGAUUUUGGCAAAUGGGGUCUUCGAUGGUGAAGGUUUAGUCGCUGAUUGUCAUGUUUUGCCUGCUACUGCUGUUGGUGCCUCUGGUGGUGAUGAAAUUAGGAGGUACAUGUCUGCGGCUUCUAAAUCAAAGUCGUCACCACCUACUGCUACUAUUGUUUUUAGAGGGACUAGAGUUAAUGUUCGGCCUGCACCAGUGGUGGCUUCAUUUUCAGCCAGAGGGCCAAAUCCCGAGUCCCCUGAAAUUUUGAAGCCUGAUGUUAUUGCUCCUGGAUUGAACAUACUUGCUGCUUGGCCUGAUAAAGUCGGACCCUCUGGGAUUCCGUCUGACCAGCGAAAAAUUGAGUUUAACAUUCUUUCAGGCACAUCAAUGGCUUGUCCACAUGUUUCCGGAUUGGCCGCUUUGUUAAAGGCAGCUCACCCUGAAUGGAGUUCGGCGGCAAUAAGGUCGGCAUUGAUGACAACUGCGUAUACUGUUGAUAAUCGAGGCGAAGAAAUGAUUGACGAGUCCACUGGAAAUGUUUCUACUGUGUUAGAUUUCGGUGCUGGUCAUGUUCACCCGCAAAAGGCCAUGAAUCCUGGGUUGAUCUAUGAUAUUUCAUCAUUCGAUUAUGUGGAUUUCCUUUGCAAUUCAAAUUAUACUCUUACCAACAUUCAAGUGGUCACUAGGAGGAAUGCAGAUUGCAGUGGAGCCAAAAGGGCAGGCCACGCAGGGAACUUGAAUUACCCUUCAUUAACUGUUGUGUUCCAACAAUAUGGCAAGCAUCAGAUGUCCACACAUUUUAUUAGGACAGUGACUAAUGUCGGGGAUGCAAAUUCCGUGUACAAAGUUACAAUAAGGCCACCUAGUGGGACUGCGGUCACCGUACAGCCGGAGAAGCUUGUGUUUAGGAGGGUGGGGCAGAAAUUGAACUUCCUUGUUAGAGUGGAAACCACAGCAGUGAAGCUCGCACCUGGGGCCUCUAGCAUGAAGAGUGGUUCAAUAAUCUGGGCAGAUGGAAAGCACACUGUCACUAGUCCCGUAGUUGUGACAAUGCAGCAACCUCUUUAAUCACCUUGGUCCGUUAGGGGUUUUGGGGAUUUAGGAAUUUUGCUCUAUUUUCACUCUCUAUGAAGAGUUUUUUUUUUAUGCAUCAUGUAUUAUAUGUAUCUCUGUAAGAUGAAAAUGUGUUGGGGUUUUCUAUAUCAGAAAGCGAGUGGAGUCGGGGUUUGGAACGCAGAGUGAAGGCAUAAAUCGCCUGGGAUAAGAGGUGAAGAUCGAAGGUGUAAUCUUUGUAGAAUCAAGAAUAUGCAUGUAGAGAAAAUGCUGUGUGUAUGGACUCAGAAUUUAGCCAAAUCAUAAUGAAAAGACCUCCCUUUUCUCUUUGGUGUA
Messenger RNA from Populus euphratica (Euphrates poplar), 2774 nucleotides. Its product is annotated as subtilisin-like protease. Gene Ontology annotation, molecular function: serine-type endopeptidase activity. Lineage: Eukaryota; Viridiplantae; Streptophyta; Magnoliopsida; Malpighiales; Salicaceae. Gene Ontology annotation, biological process: proteolysis. The record is from RefSeq and is a predicted model, not a curated record. The coding region runs from base 132 to 2453 and encodes 773 amino acids. The transcript has a single exon.